Messenger RNA from Corythoichthys intestinalis (scribbled pipefish), 2710 nucleotides. RefSeq names its product poly(A)-specific ribonuclease (deadenylation nuclease) (gene parn). Gene Ontology annotation, molecular function: poly(A)-specific ribonuclease activity; RNA binding; metal ion binding. Gene Ontology annotation, cellular component: cytoplasm; nucleus. The record is from RefSeq and is a predicted model, not a curated record. NCBI's taxonomy places the organism in Eukaryota, Metazoa, Chordata, Actinopteri, Syngnathiformes, Syngnathidae. The transcript is spliced from 25 exons. Bases 192 to 2216 code for a protein of 674 amino acids. Gene Ontology annotation, biological process: nuclear-transcribed mRNA poly(A) tail shortening.
UCAAUGAAUCAGGAAGUGAGAGCAGGAAGUACCGUUUUGCUUGCAAGGCUACCUCACGACUGUUGUGCUUGUCAUUACCAUUUAUACAAAUUCUAAAUUUCCUGCGGAACCUGAACGCACCAUUAAAAGCCAAACGAGGUCGGCUAGCAACCGUUAGCUGUCAGCAGCCGGGUCUCAACCAUCGCGUCAAGAUGGAAGUGACACGCAAAUCUUUUAAAGACUGUUUAAACUUGGUGUACGCCGCGAUAGAGGAGGCCGACUUUCUCGCAAUCGAUGGAGAGUUUUCAGGGAUCAGCGAUGGACCCAGCGUCAGUGCGCUCACCAAUGGGCUGGACACACCGGACGAACGCUACACCAAGCUUAAAAAGCAUUCCAUGGAUUUUCUACUCUUUCAAUUUGGGCUGUGUACCUUCAAAUAUGACCAGAAAGACUCAAAGUAUAUCACAAAGACUUUUAACUUUUAUAUAUUUCCAAAACCUUUCAAUCGGACUUCGCCUGACAUCAAAUUUAUCUGCCAAAGUUCAAGUAUUGACUUUUUGGCCAGUCAAGGCUUUGACUUCAACAAGGUAUUCUGCCAUGGAAUCCCCUACCUGAACCAAGAGGAAGAGGCCCAGCUGAGGGAGCAAACUGAGGAGAGGCGGAGUCAGCAGGCCAACGGUGUUGGUACUCCGUCCUUCAUCUCGCCGUCCUCCAAAGGGCCUGCUCAUGUGCCCGACGAGCACAAGGACUUCAUCAACAGGGUGGUGGAGAAGGUGGAGGCCCUGUUCGUUGGCACCGACAAGACUGUCGACCUGGAGCCGUGCACUGGGUUCCAGAGGAAGUUGAUAUACCAGACACUCAACUGGAAGUUUCCAAAGGGGCUCCAUGUGGAGACCAUGGAAAUAGAUAAGAAGGAGCGCUUUAUCCAAGUCAGUAAGGUGGAUGAAGAGGAGAAGAAAAAGAUGGAGCAGCAAAAACUGGAAAAGGAGCAGGGACAGUUAAAUGAUGCCGUCGGCUUUUCUCGGGUCAUCCACGCCAUCUCCAAAUCUGGUAAACUAGUGGUGGGCCACAACAUGCUACUGGACGUGAUGCAUACCAUCCACCAAUUCUACUGUCCUCUACCUGAAGAUCUUCAAGAUUUUAAAGAGGUCACCAUGUGUGUUUUCCCGAGGCUUUUGGAUACAAAGUUGAUGGCGUCCACUCAACCCUUUAAGGAUCUGAUUAGCAACACAUCUCUAGCGGAGCUGGAGAAGCAACUGAACGAAAGCCCUUUUAAGGCUCCUCAAAUUGAGGCGGCCGAAGGGUUUCCCAGUUACAACACAGCCAAGGAGCAGCUGCACGAGGCCGGCUAUGACGCCUACAUAACUGGACGUUGCUUCAUCUCCAUGGCCAACUUCCUGGGUUCCUUUUUAACGCCACCCAGAGCGUACGUAUCGGCUCAGUCCAAACUUGUCGAGCCUUUCUAUAACAAACUUUUCCUGAUGAGGAUAAUAGACAUCCCCUACCUCAAUAUCACAGGACCAGACUUGCAACCGAAGAGAGACAAUGUCCUCUAUGUGACCUUCCCCAAAGAAUGGAAGACCAGUGACCUCUACCAGCUUUUUAGUGCCUUCGGAAACAUUCAGGUCUCAUGGAUGGACGACACGUCCGCAUUUGUGUCCCUCAGUCAAACUGACCAGGUACAAAUAGCUAUGAACACCAGCCGCUACGCUGAGAGCUACAAGAUCCAGACGUAUGCAGAGUACGUCCAGCGAAAGCAGCAGGAGAAAGAGAAGUUGACUCCUGCUUCUAAGUCCUGGAUGGAAGACGGGUGGGUGAAGUCUCACUACGCAGCUUCUGGUGCUUCUGGCGGCUUCGGAUACUCCAGAGCUCUGAGGAAGCGUAGCGGCAGUCCCACUGUAGCGGAACAGGGAAGCCCAGAGGCCGGAGAUGGCUGGAGUAACUACUCGUUCCCAGACAACGCGGGAAGCAAGAAGAUGAAAACCGAUGAAGUUGUGGAGAGCAAAACGUCAGAGGGAUGGUUAAAGACCAGUGACACAAAAGAAUCCUUCGGGUCAAGUCCCGUCCUGGAGGGAGAUGGUGCCGAUCCAGUGAAAGAUACCGAGGGGACACUUAGCUGGCAACAGGCCUCAGCAGAUGCAGCGGUGCCAGCACGUAAAAGUCAAAAGAAUAAGAAGAAGAAAUCUGAAGCUGCUGGUGCGUCUACAUCACUGUUUGAGGUUCCUGAGGUAUGGUAGCAGUUAAGACGAGAAGCACUCGGACUGUUGCUCGAGGGAGUCGGGAUCACUGGGAGAGCGCCGGCUAGCAGGUGUGGACCAGCACACAAACGCCACAAGCCAUAUUGACGGUUCCGCUUUUCCACACUUCAACACAACUUCACCUUGAAUUUAAAACUGUUCUUUUAUACACGUGAUAAUACGGGAAUGGGGCGACGUGGGCGCCACCAUUUUUACUCGCGUGCGUGUAGGUUAAGCUGCUGUUAUGUGAACAUGUAGUUUACAACAUCAGGGUUCAGCGUAAUGUCUAUUUGAACAGCUGUCCAUUUUUAAAAAAAAUAUUAUAACAUGCUCUUGUUUUAUCAAGCAUAUACAAAAGCGAUAUCAUCACCAUUAUCAAUGUGAUAAUUUAUUAAGGCGCCGAUUUGGACCCUUCAGAAGGUGCUUCUACUUGUUGUGUUUUUGUACAGAUGUUUGUUUUGUAGCUGUAUGGAAAAAGUGUCAAAACAGUAUAA